Molecule: messenger RNA, 1695 nt
Organism: Psylliodes chrysocephalus
Lineage: Eukaryota; Metazoa; Arthropoda; Insecta; Coleoptera; Chrysomelidae
Source: the annotation of a GenBank genome assembly
AUGGAAGAAGAUUCAACUACUGUUGAAGGAAAUGAACAUCCGGAUUAUGGAGAAGGGUCAGAGGGAGUCAUCACCGGAGAGAUAACUUCAGAAGACACGGAUCUGACAGAAUAUAUAGGAGAAACACAAACAGGGGAGAGCAGUGAGACUCUAGGUAAGAUAAUACCGGAUCUGUCGGUCGCAGAUGAGUUUGAAGACGAAAUACAAGGAUAUUUAGUGCAGUUAGAAGCAGGAGAAGGUUAUGAGGAUGAAUGGGAUGAAGAAAAGGAUGUAGAUGAUGAGAGAAUGAAAAUCUAUGAAGGACUAAAUUUAACUCUUCCACCGGAAGAUCCACGAAUGGCAUACAUGAGAAAGAUGACGAUACAUGUGCCAAGCCAAUUACCUAGACGCCAUGCAGGUCAUGAUGAUGACGAUACAAAUAUCAGUGGGGAUUUUGAACCUAUACCUGAAGGCAGAGAUCCGUUUCGACUACCUACGUCUAUGGAUUUGUCUCUAUUAUCAGAAGAUUUUGAAUUAGAGCCAGAGAUAGUAGACAUUCCAAAAUCUUGGUUAGAGCCUGUUGAAAUUAAAUUAGAAGAUUUUACAAAAGUGCAUCUUAUGCAAAAGUGUAAAAAGUUACUACAUAGAUGGAUUGCAGCGAAAGUAAGAAAUUCUCUACUUGAGAGAAACGUGGGCAUUUACAUGAAGAGUCACGGAUUGAGACAUACGCUGAAAGAAACUUUUGUAGAACUGGGUACGCUGGAGAAUUAUCACGAGAAGCUUAACUUGCUAAAUCAAAAUAAUAUGAAACAUAAAUAUAUCCAAAGCGUUAGAGAAACUGAGAUUGAAAUUAUGCAAAAGAAACGAAAUAUUAAAGCCGACCAUCUAGCGGGAGAGUUUGAUUCAUUUCAAAAGAGAGAGCAUGAUGUAGCAAAGGGUAUGAGCUUUCGAUCGACUGGAAAAGAAUUGACAGAAAAUAGAAUUAACAUGUUGCUGAAUAGACAGAAAAGAUAUUUUCAAUAUAUUUGUGAUCUGAGGUUGGAGUUCUAUCGUGAAAGUACAAGAGUGGCGCAGAAGGAGAAAGAACUAAACGAAUUAGAUUAUAUAAGCACUGGCUUGUAUUUAGGCGAUUUCGAAACUAUGAAACUUGAAAACCGAAAUUACCACGAUAAAAUUGAAGAAAAGGACGAUGAAUUAAAUACGCUUAGAUCAAAAUGUAGACAAUUGGGGCAGAUAAUUGCACACGUUAGAGAAAAAUCUACUGCUUUAGUUACUGAUAUUGUCGAUCUGGAGAACAUUUAUUGGAGAUUAGUAGAUGUUGGUGAUGAUCAACGGCGUAAACUAAACGAAACAAAACAAGAAAGAGAUUUUCUUCGACAGCAACUUCAAAAAUUAAAGUCAGAAGGCGGUUUGCUCGCUGAAAAUGCGUUGCUAAGAGAUAUGGAAAACUCUUUGGAAGAGGUUAAAAUAGUCAGAGCGCAGUUAAAGGAGUUGCAAGAUACGUAUGCUCUUCAUAAUAAACAUCUACGAAAUUUAAGGAAAUAUCGAGAAACAAUGGACAGAGGAAAUUAUCCGAAAGAAAUUAAACAGAAAAAAGCUCCCGUCAGAAAAAUGACAAAAGCCAAAGCUAGUCAAUUGUACGAAAUUGAAAUACCGGCCGAAUCGUUUGAUCAUGUGAAAAAUUUUUCUCCCGCUGUGAAGAAACUGUCUAAAUAA